Molecule: messenger RNA, 1957 nt
Organism: Carassius auratus (goldfish)
Lineage: Eukaryota; Metazoa; Chordata; Actinopteri; Cypriniformes; Cyprinidae
Exons: 14
Coding region: 453-1154 (233 amino acids)
Source: RefSeq, a predicted model, not a curated record
UUAAACUUCAGACAAGCGCCCCCUAGCGAGAGAGAAAACACUUCUCUAUUAUGCCAUUCCAGACUCUGUCUACGAAACAAAGUCAAGUAGCAGAGUCUGGUAUUACCAGGCUAAGGAUGACAUAAUAGACACAGUUCAUUUGCCUGGAUAAAGCAAUAAACUAAACUUUUUUUUUGAGUCCAUUAUAUAAUAAGUUUAUUGUGGAUUUUAGAUUAUCAAGGAACAGUGCAGACUAAUGUAUUUUUAAAUAUGUUGGUUUAAUUUCCAAUCAUGUUGUUUCUGACAGCACUUGAGAAAUAUUGCUGUUAUUAUAUAAUAAUAUAAUCCCUCACUGGUGUUGUCUUUUCUUAAAUAAUAUCUCUUUCUCUUGUUUGUUCCCUAUGUUAUACAUCCAGCAAGGCAAAGUGCCGUGUCUUAUGGAGCUAAACUCUGAUGUUUAACAAAGCACCGUAAUGAGUGGGAAAGUCUGGAUAUUGAUCACUGCAGUUUCAUUAAUCACCCAUGUUUACCAUGUCCAGUCCAAGUGUAUGGACCGAGACAUCAAGGCACAUCUGGAUGAGUGGUUGUUGAAAGAGCACGUGUUUCUGAUGAAGGUGUUCUCGCCUGAAAUGAAGGAACAUGCGCUUCUAUCAGUGAUAAAUACCCUGUGUUCAUACUGGAUAAAUAAUAAGGGAAAUAAUAAUUUAAUGGUUGUAAAAACUUUUGGCAUGAUGCUGUCAGAUCUAGAUAAAAAAUAUGAAGACUUUUGUGCAAAUCUCAACUGCACGGAUGCUUACACAGUACGCAUCAUUGACACAACCACUUUUGGAGAAAUGUAUAGAAAUUCUUGCAAUGGAUCUGUAUCAGACCUGAAGUGUCCAUCAAAGAGCGCCCCUUUAACAACGAUCAGCCCAACUCCUGAAUCCAGUAUAACAUCUUUAACAACAUUGGUCAGCCCCAAAAUCACUGCUCCUGAAAAUGUGACAGCAGAUCCACCGGGGCAUACAAAACUCAUCAAUAAAGAUGACGAUCAGUGGGCUACCAUUAAAACAUGUUCUGGACUCCUUGUUGUGUCAUUUCUGCUGAAUAUUGUUUUACUCUUGAAGGUGUUUCUCAUGCACAGGAAGUUAAAAACAUCCAGAGAGAUGACAGACUUGCAGUUGAGAGAAAAUUAAUAAUUUUAGCACUUUGUCAGUCACGUGUUUACGUGUUUCUCCAGCUCCAUACUGCAGUCAUUCUCCAGUCAUCUCUUACUGCUUCCACACUCUCUAUGCUAUACAAGGCACAGUUCUGUUUUUAUAAACAUGUGUGACUGACAAUAUGACUGACGUUCCCACAGCUUGUGUAUUUUUCAGAUUGUAAUUGUAAUUAUCUUAAAUGUGCCUCUGUAAAUGUCAUCCAUUAUCUAUCAGGUACUCCUGUUCAUGGUUUUCUGGCCCAGGAUGAUGUGGAAUAAAAUGGUCUGUCUGUCUAUCCUACAGAUGUUUUCAGAAAUACUUUAAAUAUACCGUAAUUCGCAAAAGAAGAAACCCUCUCUUUUUAACACUUUAUUUUAUUCAGCUUGGUAUUUAUUAUCAGUUUUUAUUUGAUCUACUUACACAUCCCCAGUUCUUUUUGUUCUAUCGAUAAUAUAUAUAUAUAACUAGUGCAAAAAGUAUUGGGGGAAAAUAAUCUAUCCUCUUUAGCAUUCAGGUCUUGAAUGUUUGUGCCAGAUGGGAACAAAAAGUAUUUACAGACAAAUUACAGCUGCAAAAAAGAAAAAGUAAUAUAUCCUGUUUUCUGGAGUUUAUAUUUUAUUGUGUUGUUUAUUUUAUACAAUAUCUUUCUAUGUUUAUAUUUUGCAAUGUUUGCGUGUAAGAGAGGACAUGCAUAAUAUAUUUCUGGGUAUCUCAGAAGUCAGAAUGUAAAUUUUAUGUUAAUGAUCUUUGUGCCUUUGUGUAAAAUUGACAUUUGUUUUCUGUCUCAACCAGUAAAAUGG